CGGAGGUGGCUGCGUUCUGAUUUUUGGGGGAUGAAAUUUUAUUCUCCUCUGUCCUUGGGGAAUUACAAUUUCGGAAGGUGAUUUUUGAAUUUUCAACUGUAGGGGUUUGGUGCUUGAGGUCCAAAAGAUUUGAUGCGAAAAACGUUUAACUUAAUGAAUCGGAAUCAUUUUCUUAUGGAACCACCCAGCAUGACGCUGCUCCACCAAGGCCCAACCAUCCCCCCAACCCAUAAGAGAAAGAACAACAGACACAACCCCAUGACCGUCCAACCUGAACGUCUCACCCUCGGCGACGAAGCCAAAAUGGAAAUGGCGUCAUUGCCGAGCAAAACACCAGUGUCGGUCCUCCAGGAGCUGCUGAGCCGCAGAGGAAUCACGCCCAAAUACGAACUUGUCCAGAUCGAGGGGGCGAUCCACGAGCCGAUAUUCAGAUACAGGGUGUUCCUCAGCUCCGAUCUCGUUGCCACGGGCACCGGGAGGUCGAAGAAGGACGCGAAACAUGCGGCGGCCAAGAACUUACUGGAUUUGCUUAUUGGUAAACUGACUCCCGACCAGGCCAACCAGACUAAUGGCACCCCCGGAGCAAACGAUAUUACUGCCCAGGUGGUGUCGCCAUACGACGAUAAGGUGAUGGGCAACCCGAUAGGGUGGCUGCAGGAGAUGUGCAUGUCCCGCAGAUGGCCGCCACCGUGCUACGAUAUGGAAAACGAGGAGGGUCUGCCGCACGAGCGUCAAUUCACCAUCGCCUGCCAAGUCCUGAAGUUCCGCGAAGUUGGUACCGGCAAGUCGAAGAAGCUGGCCAAACGGAUGGCUGCACACAAGAUGUGGCAGGCCCUCCAGGACAUGAAUCUGGAGAACGCGGGACUCCAGGAUGAAGAGGACGACUUGAGCAAAUGCCCUAACUUGGAGGGACGCUACGCCUGUUUGAAAGAUAGUAAAAUUAAGAAAAUGAACACCAGUCAAACGCAAAAAGUCGCCCAGUUCCACAAGAAUCUGAAACAGUCUUCCGGCGUCAAACUCAAUGAGCUACAGAAAAUCCCCCUGAACACGAACGACCUCAAUUUCUUGGAGAUGUUGGGCGACAUCGCGCACGAACAGAACUUCGAGGUGACCUACGUGGAGGUGGAGGAGAAGUCGCUUACCGGACAGUACCAGUGUCUGGUGCAGCUAUCGGUGAUGCCGGUGGCGGUGUGCUACGGUACGGGGAACACGACCAAGGAGGCGCAAAUAAAGGCAGCUCACAACGCGCUCGAGUACUUGAAGAUCAUGACGAAGAAAUGAGAUGGUGACACGUACCAGCAUGUAAAAUCCUCGUUGUUUUUGUAAAAUUAACUUACCCAACGAUCGGUGAUUUUUGUCUACUAAACAAAAGGGUGCCGGACGUGUUUUUGCCGGUUAGAAGUUAAGGGGCGUUGAUCGUCUUUGUCAUGGCUUUUCUUCUCUAUAAUAUAAUCUCGUUUUCGCCAUAUAUCAUAUGUGUACAUUCAUUGGUUUGUUUACUGGUUGUAUUUUACAGGCAGGACCACUUUCGUAGCACCGAUCGUAUGAUUCAGAUGAUUUGUGUGAGUGCGUCAGCUCGGUGCGUCGAAAGUGGUCCACAAACGGAGAAGAAUUGCAUCUAAUUUUUUUACAAGCUAUACUUUGCAUAGAAUUAGUGGUUUUUUUCGAGGAUCUUUUUACAUAUUAAAUGUGUUUACUUUAUUAGUUGUACGUAUAAUAUGCACUUAGUAAAUAUCAGAUCACUGUAUGAUAAAUCUUAACUUAAUAAGCUGUUUUUAAACCAACCCACUUCUCACAAUCCCUUAAAAAUUGUGGCACGUUUGAAAAUCGUUCAAACGAAUAUUGAGAGGAUUUAUCAAUGUGGUUUCUAGGUAUAUUUAAAUGGUGUUUAUUAUGUAAUAUUAAUAAUAAUUAGAUUAGCUUAGUAAUCUAUAUAGGCACUAGUAUAAUAUGUAACUUUGUGAUGUACAUAUAUUGUGCAUUGUACAGCGUGUUCGUAAAAAUAACGGUACCAUAAAUAUCAUGCAUGUGACCCAUCGUGAAAUCAUUUUCGAACACACUGUAAAUCUUGGAUGUAAUAUUUAUAUGACAGUGCCCCAAAUGCGAUAUGUAUACAUAUACAUAUACGAUUAUAUACAUAAUCGUUAUAUUGUGAAAAGGGAGCAUUUAUUUAAUGCAAAGUAUAGAGGUUGUACCCAUUUAUUUCAUAAUUAACAUAUAUGUCAAUAGAGGUGUCAUUUUUCUAGAUAACUCCAAGCAUGACAGUGUGUUAUUGUAUCCGAAGUUAUUUUCUUAAUAUGUAGUCUUUAACUAUGAUUCAUAUUGAUGUGUAUGCUAAUUAAUAUAAAAUUAUCAUAUGGCUUAAAUAA
Aethina tumida (small hive beetle) is the source of this 2369-nucleotide messenger RNA. RefSeq names its product interferon-inducible double-stranded RNA-dependent protein kinase activator A homolog B. The record is from RefSeq and is a predicted model, not a curated record. Bases 133 to 1281 code for a protein of 382 amino acids. Lineage: Eukaryota; Metazoa; Arthropoda; Insecta; Coleoptera; Nitidulidae. The transcript has 6 exons.